AUCCAAACAGACCAAUUGAUCGUUCAUCAUGCCUGCUCCUAUCUAUCUCGGUGUUAUCGGCGUCGGCGGCGUAGGAACCUCCUUCCUCGCCCAACUCGCCCGCCUCCCUAACGCGCCGCAAUUGAUCCUCCUCGCGCGGUCCACGCAAACCCUCCUCUCCCCCACCCCCUCCUACACCCCCUCCAUCCCCGCGGCGGACUGGACCACUGCCGCCGCCACCCCGCAACUCACCAAAUCCGGCGCGCUCUCGCCCGACGAAAUCGCCGCAUACCUCUCCUCCGCGCCGGGCCGCUCCAUCCUCGUCGACAACACGAGCGACCCCGCCUUGGCGUCGUCCUACCCGACCUUCCUCCGCCAGGGCAUCUCGAUCGUGACCCCGAACAAGAAGGGCUUCUCGUCGGACCUGGGGCUGUGGAAAAACAUCUUCGCCGCCGCCGCGGAGGGCAACGCGCUCGUCUACCACGAGAGCACGGUGGGCGCCGGACUGCCCGUGAUCUCGACCCUGCGGGACCUGGUGGCGACGGGUGACGAGGUGACGCGUAUCGAGGGUGUGUUUUCGGGCACCUUGUCGUUCCUGUUCAACACGUUUGCGCCGGCGGCGGGCAGUGCCGCGGGGGCCAAGUGGAGUGAGGUGGUGGCGCAGGCGAAGGAGCUGGGGUACACGGAGCCCGACCCGCGGGAUGAUCUGAACGGGAUGGAUGUUGCGCGUAAACUGACGAUCCUGGCGCGGAUUGCCGGGCUGGAGGUGCAGGGGCCGGAUGCGUUCCCGGUGGAGUCGCUGAUCCCGGAAGAGUUGGCGGGCGUGCCGUCGACUGCGGAGGGGAUUGUCGAGUUCAUGAAGCGGUUGCCGGAGUUUGAUGGGCAGAUGACGGCUGUGAAGGAGCAGGCGGAGAAGGAGGGGAAGGUGGUCCGGUAUGUCGGCAGUGUGGAUGUGGGCAAGAAGGAGGUGCGCGUCGGCUUGCAGAAGUUCGAUAAGGAUAGCGCGAUUGCGGGCUUGAAGGGCAGUGAUAACAUUAUUAGCUUCUACACUAAGCGGUAUGGUGCCAAUCCGUUGAUUGUGCAGGGUGCUGGUGCCGGUGGCGAUGUGACUGCUAUGGGUGUUUCGGCGGAUUUGAUUAAGGUGGUGCAGCGGUUGCAGUAGUGGUUUGUUGAGUAGCUAAAAGUUUGUAUCUUGGAUGAUGAGGUGUGAGUGGCAGCAACGAGUUGGUGGAUGAUGAUCUGACUUCUGUGAAGUGGAGAGGUGUGAUAGUCUAGCAGUAGUAUUGCAUGCUGAUGUUUGUAGCCAAGAGCC
Molecule: messenger RNA, 1291 nt
Organism: Aspergillus saccharolyticus JOP 1030-1
Lineage: Eukaryota; Fungi; Ascomycota; Eurotiomycetes; Eurotiales; Aspergillaceae
Product: homoserine dehydrogenase
Exons: 2
Coding region: 29-1141 (370 amino acids)
Biological process (GO): aspartate family amino acid biosynthetic process; L-homoserine biosynthetic process
Molecular function (GO): aspartate kinase activity; homoserine dehydrogenase activity; NADP binding
Source: RefSeq, a predicted model, not a curated record